UAGUGGGUUGAGAGACCUCCCUCUCUUCAUUAUGUACUUUUCUGGAUCUAAAGAAGUUUCUACAGUAAGUGUAAGACAGUGCAAGAGGAGAAGAUGAAGCUGAAUUACUUUCUCAGCAGUCUUUUGGUCAUGCUGUGUAUCGUUGGUGUUUUUGCGACAGGAAUUGGACGGCCAGCAGAAUGUUGUACGAAAACCGGCAAAGACAAGGCCAAAGUUACAGAGAUUUUGAGUUACGUGCAUCAAAACAACGCACUAUGCCCCGUCAGCGCUGUAAGAUUCCUUUUAAUCAACGGCAUAACCAUAUGCUCUGAUCCAAAGGAUCCUUGGGCCAAGCGUAUCAUAACGAUUCUGGAUAGAACCACAAUACAACCAAGCGCGAAAGAUACCACUAAAAGAAUAUCUUCACCUGGAAUAACUACAGAAAGCACAGUGACCAUGACAACACCCAAAGUCACAUCAAGCACAUGGAAGCCAACAACAUACACCCAUAGGUUUUUGGCCAAACAGCCACUUGGGAAGACAAGUGGACAACAGACAACAACGCAAAUUACAACAAUGAAGAAGACAAUGAAGUUGACGACUGUAAUGGACAGUACACCAUUGAUAACGGACAUCAAGACGACUGACAUGACCACGACCAUGACCACAGAAAGCCCAGUGACCACGACAACACCUAAAGAAACAUCCAUCACUCAUACAGCCUCGACCAAAAAAUUGCCUAGGAUUACCAGAAUACCACAACACUGGACAUCAACGAAGCAAAGUACAACCAUUAUGGAAAGGCCGACAGUUACACCUGAAAGAAAGUUGACUUCCAUGACCAUGACUACAUCUAAAGGAACAUCAACCACAUGGAAACCAACAGCAUACAUUACAACAAAGCAAGAAACCAGAGUGACCACGACAACACCUGAAGGAACAUCAACCACAUGGAAACCAACAGCAUACAUUACAACAAAGCAAGAAACCAGAGUGACCACGAAAACUCCUGAAGGAACAUCAACCACAUGGAAACCAACAGCAUACAUUACAACAAAGCAAGACUCCAGAGUGACCAUGAAAACACCUAAAAGAACAUCAACGACAAAAAGACAAGUCCAGAAAAAAUCCACAAUGAAUGUUAUACAAGGGAGACCAAGCUGCCCAAAAAAUGUGACCCACAAGCUAGACAAAUACAAGAACAAGAGCAUUCCAUGGACGGUCAGACGUUUGAAAAAGAAACGUAAGCAAGGACUGAGGAGAGUACAGAUGAACCCAGGAUGUAUAGAAGGUUGACCACAAUGCUGUUAAUUUAAAGAUUAAGAAUCUUUUGCACUUGAAGAUGACCGCAAACGUCGUGAGAAAAUCCUUGCGGUUAUUCUUCACCCACUACCAUCUAUGCACUUUCUUUCCACUUUGACUCAUUCUGUGUCAGAUUGGUACCACUAGGAUGGUUGGGCAUGAUCUAUAUUCCACAGUGAUGUUCAUGCUAGGUUUCAAACUGUACAAAAUUUGUCAGAUGUCAUUAUGAAAUGCUUUGUAGCCUUUAAGGCCAGGGUUGAAGAAUAAAACCUAAAACUUACUAUUAGGACUAUUAGGAGUGAAUUUUAAUUUGCCAUGUUUUUAUUAUUUUGUUCUCAUUUGGGUGCUUAGUAAAGAUAGCCAAGGAAAGCUCGUUCUACCACUCGGGUGCCAUUAUAGAGAUGCCAAGAAGUAACAUAUAUAUAUAAUCUUAUAUCUUUGAAGAUUCUUAAGAGUAUCUGAACUGGACAUAAUUCUAUCAAUCCCAGAUUUAUGUUGUCCAAGACUAUCUCUGUUGAAACAUUGCUCUGAUGUGCAAUAAUGCUGUAACAUAAAUUUACUUUAUGAUUUACAAUGAUGUAUAUACGCUAUGCUAUUUAUUACAAGGAUUACAAUAUUUAUGCUUCAUUUUGUGUCAUGUCUCAGUGUAUCUCAUUAAAGGAAAUAUAUUGGAAAUA
Messenger RNA from Tachysurus fulvidraco (yellow catfish), 1958 nucleotides. RefSeq names its product mucin-17-like. Gene Ontology annotation, biological process: immune response. The transcript has 3 exons. Gene Ontology annotation, cellular component: extracellular region. Gene Ontology annotation, molecular function: chemokine activity. Bases 94 to 1275 code for a protein of 393 amino acids. The record is from RefSeq and is a predicted model, not a curated record. Lineage: Eukaryota; Metazoa; Chordata; Actinopteri; Siluriformes; Bagridae.